CCAAUAAUUUUUAUCAUUAAGUCUGCUGUGAUUGUUUUAAAAUGAUGAUCUUGUAUAUUGAUAGGAACAAAUUGAAGUGGCUUUGACACAAAGCAAUAUUUGAUGAAUCUCAAAUAUCUCCUAAUGAUGUUGUCGGUAGAGUUCUUGGGCCCGAAUUCUGAAAGAGUGAGAAGUAUGGGUAUGGGUGCAGCUCCUACUAAUACAGUUAGAAAUAAUAGAGUUAGACUUUCAAAUUUGAGUAAUUCUUCAACAAGUGUUACUGCAUUAUCAUCUAACUUUUGGCCAAAGAAGUACAUGAACUUGGAAUCUCAAGUUCAAAAUAACAUGACAACAUUUAAAGCAUAUGCUAUGAUGAAAGAAGGAAAGAUUCUUGAUCAAGUGGCUGACAUUUUGAGUUUCUCAAAUUCAAGUAAUAUUCCAAGUGAGCCUAAUUUGCCGUUGAUUGCAAGAGGAUCUUGUGGUGGUAGAAACAUUUGAUGUGCGUUUUAUUAAGGAGAUUGAACAAGACUAAUAUCAAUUCUAUGUUUUUGUUAUGUUGACUCUUUAGAUGAAAAUUUAUGUUAGACCAAAAUUUGUGUUUAAUUGUGAGAUUUAAUAUCACCUAAAUAUUUUAAACAACAUAUUAUUAUCAUG
Messenger RNA from Vicia villosa (hairy vetch), 633 nucleotides. RefSeq lists its product as uncharacterized. The record is from RefSeq and is a predicted model, not a curated record. Lineage: Eukaryota; Viridiplantae; Streptophyta; Magnoliopsida; Fabales; Fabaceae. The transcript has 2 exons. Bases 103 to 477 code for a protein of 124 amino acids.